This is a messenger RNA of Lolium perenne, 846 nucleotides long. RefSeq names its product putative ripening-related protein 5. The record is from RefSeq and is a predicted model, not a curated record. Lineage: Eukaryota; Viridiplantae; Streptophyta; Magnoliopsida; Poales; Poaceae.
CCAGUGGCGUUUCGAGCCUGUAUGCCUGAAUUAUCAUAUGAGCUCGUCUGAGGCGCCAUUUGGGGCUUGCGUGUGAAGUGUCAUUUCUGGUCAUUUCCCGUUCUGGGAAGACAACUGCAUAAAGCUCAGUAGUCAGGUCAGGGCGCUUGGUUCUUCAGAUGGCGACUGCGAGUGCUCGAGCCACCAUGGCGAUCCUCCUCCUCCUCGCCGCGCUCACCGCAUCCCACAUUGCGUCCUCUCUCGCCGACUGCCAGUACAGCGGCUACCUCCCGGGAAGGUCCGGCGCCUGCGACCAAACCAACAGCCCGGACUGCUGCGUGGACGGCCAGCAGUACCAGCGCUUCCUCUGCUCGCCGCCGGUAACCGCCCCCGCUACGUGGGCCGCCCUCACCGUCAACAGCUUCAGGGAGGGCGGGGACGGCGGGUUCCCGUCGGAGUGCGACAUGGCGUACCACGACGACUCGGAGAUGGUCGUCGCGCUCUCCACCGGCUGGUACAGCGGCAUGUCCCGCUGCGGCCGGAGCAUCAGGAUCACGGCCAAAGGCGGCGCCGUCGUGUACGCCACGGUGGUGGACGAGUGCGACUCCGUGAACGGCUGCGACGCCGAGCACAACUUCGAGCAGCCGUGUGGCAAUAACGUGGUCGACGCCUCGCCGGCGGUGUGGGUCGCCCUGGGUCUCGACCAGGAUGUUGGUCUAGAGGCCGUUACCUGGUCUGACGCGUAAACAGCUUGACAAUACAUGAUGAAUGUUUAACAACUUGGUGUAUACAGAUUCUUUCAUUCCUUCUGAGAUUGAAUACAAUAAUGCCAGUAUGUUGACCAAGGGUUUCUGCUUCUAAAUAAAU